Molecule: messenger RNA, 606 nt
Organism: Rhipicephalus sanguineus (brown dog tick)
Lineage: Eukaryota; Metazoa; Arthropoda; Arachnida; Ixodida; Ixodidae
Product: nuclear receptor 2C2-associated protein
Exons: 5
Coding region: 124-570 (148 amino acids)
Source: RefSeq, a predicted model, not a curated record
CAUUGUAUGAUCUGAUCCAAGUCCAGCCUGAGCCACAGACAAGUAUGCACAAGGAGGUGCGGUUGGCGCGCUCUCUUGAUUCUUAGGAACGAUUUUUCCUGCAGUUGUACGAGUAGAAAGCAGAUGACGAAUUUAAUUGACAAAGCUACUAACGUUCGGGUGAGCUCUGUGCUCAACAGAGACGUUAGUAACUUCGGCAAGAAUCACCUUACUGAUGGUCGCCCAGACACCUGUUGGAACUCUGACCAGGGAACGCCUCAGUGGAUAUGUUUAGAUUUUUCAGCUCCUGCUGCGCCUUCUGAAAUUCAUCUUCAGUUUCAAGGCGGAUUUGCUGGAAAAGAAGUGCGCGUCGAAACUGCCAGUUCCUCCGGCGUAGCAGCCUGUUGCGAUGUAUUCCCAGAAGAUAGCAAUGCGUUAUUUAAGCAAAAGUUUUCAUUGGAGCUGGACACCCCAGUGGAGAGGAUGCGGAUAGUUUUUUGCUCAAGCACAGACAUGUUUGGCCGAAUUGUACUGUAUCAUCUGGCUGUUUAUGGGAAAAAAUGCAAUUGCGACAGCAACCCGCGGGACUAAUUGGGGAUAAUAAAUUAACAAUACUUUAAAUCAACA